AAUCUCAGAGACACACACUGAGUGUGAAAUAUAUAAAAGGAGUGUGUUAAAAUGACCACUAAACAUACGUCUCUCUCUCUCUCUCUCUCUUCUUCCCUCCUUUCUCUCUCUCAAACCACCAAACCCCCUCUCUCGAUCAAACCACCCUUCUCUCUCUCCCUCCCUCACUCACACACAAUCACAUGCUGCUGUGUGAUUCUGUACCUACAACGUAUAAAAUACCUCUGUAAAUAUCUAUCUCCGCACACUGUUAUGAAAUACUUCCGUUGUAUAGUGUAGAUACUGUAUAUUUAUAGAGAGAGAGAGAGUGUGCGUGUGUGUGUGGGAGAGUGUGCGCGUGUGUGUAUAAAAAUAUGGAGAGAUAUAGCGGGAUCCAGGCAAUGGAGGCGGAUCCGGUGGCGGAAUGGGCGGCGCCGGGCGGAGAAACCGGGCUUGAAGAGCCUAUGUGGCAAUUGGGCCUUGGUGGAGGGCCCGAAGCGUACCCAGAGAGGCCCGAUGAGCCCGAUUGUAUCUAUUACUUAAGGACUGGUUUCUGUGGAUACGGCAAUCGCUGCCGGUUCAAUCAUCCCCGGGAUCGUGGCACGGCAAUGGGAGCUCUUAGAGCUGGUGGAGGCGAGUACCCGGAACGUGUAGGCCAACCAAUCUGUCAGUACUACAUCCGGACAGGAAUGUGUAAAUUUGGUGGUUCCUGCAAGUAUCAUCAUCCAAAGCAAGGAGUUGGGUCUUCCGCCCCUGUGGCACUGAAUUUUUAUGGAUAUCCUCUGCGACUGGGAGAAAAAGAAUGUUCAUAUUAUGUUAAGACAGGGCAGUGCAAGUUUGGUGUCACCUGUAAAUUUCAUCAUCCACAGCCGGCAGGGAUACCAAUGCCACCCCCUGGCCCUGGUUCUUUGUCUGCUUCAGCAGCUGUGCCAACACCAGCUAUGUAUCCAACUGGACCAUCUCCUUCCGUUCAAUCUUCUCAACAGUAUGGAGUUAUUCAAGGCAACUGGCCAGUUGCCAGGCCUGCCAUGCUUCAAGGUUCUUAUGUUCCUGGAAGUUAUGGUCAUGUGAUCCUUCCUCCUGGAGUUGUUCCUGUUCCUGGCUGGACUCCCUAUGCGGCACCUGUUAGUCAUGCGGCCUCACCAAGUAAUCAACCAACAAUUGGUGCAACCCCGAUUUAUGGGAUACCACAAUUGUCUCCUUCAGCUACUGCCUAUACAGGACCAUACCUUUCCAUUACAUCUUCUGCCGGCCUCUCGAGUGGCAGUCAAAAAGAACAAGCAUUUCCCGAAAGACCUGGGCAACCAGAAUGCCAGUACUAUAUAAGGACUGGGGAUUGUAAAUUUGGAGCUACAUGUAAAUACCAUCAUCCACCAGAGUGGAAUGCAUCAAAGACCAAUUACGUACUUAGCCCAAUGGGUCUGCCACUACGCCCAGGUGCGCCACUUUGUUCUCACUAUGCACAGAAUGGAGUGUGCAAAUUCGGGCCCUCUUGCAAAUUUGAUCAUCCGAUGAGAUCUUUGAGUUACAGUCCUUCUGCAUCUUCUCUGACCGACAUGCCAGUUGCUCCUUACCCUGUUGGAUCCACAAUUGCAACUUUGGCUCCAUCAUCCUCGUCGUCAGAUCUAAGGCCCGAGCUGCUUUCUGGGUUCAGCCAAAUGUCUUCUAUGAGCAGCUCAAGCGCAUCAGUUGGCUCAAUAUUCUCAAAAACCGGGGCUCUCCCUCUGUCAUAUGUUCAGCAGUCCGGGCAGGGCUCAGUUUCUUCAAGUGGUGGCAGUAGCACAGCAAGUCAUGGUGGUGAGACGCACACAUCAAGCUGAAUGGAAGGAACGAGUCAUUGGCCAUUUCCACAAAGCAAAACUCGAAGUUUUUUGGUGCCAGCAAUAGUCAUCCUUUCAGGUCUACCACACCACACCUUAGCUACUUCCAUCAUUGUUCAUAAAUAUCACGUGGCCGCCUUUUCCUUUUCAAAUAAGCCAUACAUACCCUCUCGAAAAAUCUCAUUUAGCUUUUCAACUUAGUCUUUCAAUAACAAAAAAGCCCAAAUCCAACCUUCCCCUUUAGAUUAUUCCCAUGUGCUGCUCGAAUUUUGGAGCUUGUUCUCUAUUUAUGCUAUCUUUUCCGGAACGGGAAAGAUGAGUCCUCACCAUUCUCAAUCUGGACAUAGUCACUGUUUCUACACCUGUUUCAUUCCCUUCACCUCGGAGUGAGCAUGGUUCUUCUUCCCCUUUUUUGUUUGGGGAUUUUAUUCUCAAUCGAUAAACUCGUAGAAAUACAGAAGCAGUUUAAUGCUUCCCUUUGUAUGUAGAUAUGUAGUUAUGUUGUGAACUAUGAAUUGUGCUUGAAUGCUGCUUCAUAAUUAUCUGAAUAUAUCAAAGAAUUUAGAGGAAA
This is a messenger RNA of Salvia miltiorrhiza (redroot sage), 2370 nucleotides long. RefSeq names its product zinc finger CCCH domain-containing protein 34. The record is from RefSeq and is a predicted model, not a curated record. Gene Ontology annotation, molecular function: mRNA binding; metal ion binding. The transcript is spliced from 7 exons. Lineage: Eukaryota; Viridiplantae; Streptophyta; Magnoliopsida; Lamiales; Lamiaceae. The coding region runs from base 354 to 1799 and encodes 481 amino acids.